AUGGAUUUUGAGCCACCAUUUCAUGAGAAUUACAAGACCCUUUUGCAGAACAAACCUGACAAAUUAGAUGAUGAAAAUGGUGGCCGACAACCUCCACCACAGCUCAUGCUUAUUGAGCACUGUGAGUUACCUCUCAUUGAUCUGAGCCAUCUACAAACUCGAGGGUCAUCAGUUGUGGGAGCAAAGUGCAAGGAGAACAUUGUGGAAGCUGCACGAAAAUGGGGUUUCUUUCAAAUAUUGAAUCAUGGGGUCCCACCAGAGAUAUUGGAAAGCAUGAAGCAUGAGCAGACAAAGCUCUUCAGAUUGCCUUUUCAGAAGAAAGCUGAGCUCAGUUUCUUGAAUUUGUUGCCAUCGCCGUCAUUACCAUCCUCGCUGCCAACCAAGAGUUACCGCUGGGGAAACCCGCAGGCCACUUGCUUGAAGCAGCUUCCUUGGUCUGAGGCCUUCCAAAUACCUCUAGCAAGCAUCUCAAGAAUGAAAGAGAGUGACAAUUUCAGAGUCGCCGUGGAGACCUACGGGAUGACUGUUGCUAAUCUUGCAGCAUUGAUAACUGAAAUUCUAGCCGAGGGUUUGGGCGUCAAAGGCGCCAAUUACUUUAAAGAGAAUUGCACGUUGAGUACUUGUUUCCUUCGGAUGAACAGAUACCCUCCAUGCCCGCUUGCUUCCCAAGUCUUUGGAUUGAUGCCUCACACGGACACCGAUUUCCUCACGGUCUUGUGUCAAGAUAAGAUUGGAGGGUUGCAGCUGAUGGAAGGUGAGAGAUGGGUUAGUGUUAAGCCUAAUCCAAAUGCUCUCCUCGUCAACGUUGGCGACUUAUUUGAGGCUUGGAGCAAUGGCGUUUACAAGAGUGUGAAGCACAGAGUGAUGGCCAGCCAAGAAGUGGAAAGGUUCUCAAUGGCGUUUUUCUAUUGCCCCUUCAAACACACGUUGAUCGAGAGCCCCCUCAAGCCAGCCCUCUAUAGAAGCUUUAGCUUCGAAGAAUACAAAGCGCAAGUUCACAGGGAUGUUCAGGCCAAUGGAGACAAAGUCGGCCUCUCUCGGUUCCUGAUUCAGUGAAAUUAUAGCACACCACUCUAAAUGGGUACUCUUGUAUAGGCAUACAUGUGUGCGUAUAGGUGGUCAUUUUGUGGUAAUUUUGCUUGCGAGUUC
Molecule: messenger RNA, 1149 nt
Organism: Eucalyptus grandis
Lineage: Eukaryota; Viridiplantae; Streptophyta; Magnoliopsida; Myrtales; Myrtaceae
Product: gibberellin 2-beta-dioxygenase 8-like
Exons: 3
Coding region: 1-1056 (351 amino acids)
Source: RefSeq, a predicted model, not a curated record